This is a messenger RNA of Calidris pugnax (ruff), 762 nucleotides long. RefSeq names its product protein shisa-1-like. The record is from RefSeq and is a predicted model, not a curated record. The coding region runs from base 1 to 762 and encodes 253 amino acids. Lineage: Eukaryota; Metazoa; Chordata; Aves; Charadriiformes; Scolopacidae. The transcript is spliced from 2 exons.
AUGGCCCGGGGGUUUCUCUGUGCCCUGGUGCUGCUGGUGGCCCUGCCACCCGUCCCUGGGCAGGCCGGGGAGUACUGUCACGGCUGGGCCGGCGGCCUCCAGCGCUGGCACCGCGGCUUCCAGUGCCCCGAGCGCUACGAUGGCCCCGAGGCCACUCUGUGCUGCGGCACCUGCAGCUUGCGCUACUGCUGCUCCUCCAGAGAGGCCCGGCUGGACCAGGGCCGCUGCCCCGGUGACUAUCAGCAGCCCAGCCCCAGGCCUCCAGUGCCAGUGCCCGUGUACCUGCCGUUCCUUCUCGUGGGGUCUCUGUUUGUGGCGUUUGUUGUUGGCGGUGCCUGUGUUGGAAUUUGCUGCUGCAAAUGCUUAAAAUCCCAGGAGGAGGAGGAGGAGCAGCAAAGUGGACUUACCCCCGGCCAGACUUGGCUACUAGAACCUGAUCUUCCUUCUCGCCUCUCCAGCUCCAGUUCUGCCACCAGGAGCUCACUGAGUAAUGGUCCUCAGAGUAGCAACAUCUGUGUGACUCUGGCUCCAUCCCUCCCUAUUAUUGGGUUGGCUGAAGAUGCUCAGUUCUUAAGUCCUCUACGCCCCGGUGGACAAUCCUUGCCCCCAUCCCGUGCCAACCACAGGAUUCCGACUGACCCCACCGCGAUAAUCCCUGCGACAGCUUUCCUUAAAAGAACAAUUUAUGGGCACGGUGUUAACACCUCCCCCCUUGGGGUACCACAGGGUGACCAAAUGAUCUACUCGGGAGCUCGUGUCUGA